AUGACGAAGAGGAAGACCGCGAGGGGGAGGAUGGUGGGGAAGGGGAUGCGAAGGGGGUCGGAGAGGACGGGGGUGGCGGCUGGCCGUUCCCAGCUCAAGCAGGUCUCGUUGCUCACGCUGCGGCAAAACUCUGUUGCCUUCGCUUCUACCCCGUCCUGGUUUCAGAGGCGUCUAGAGGGCGAGGAGGAGCUGGAUGAUCCCGAUGAGAGUGAAGGAGAUGAGAUGGAUUGCAUACUUAGCCAGGAUUUCUUCUGGUACUGUUCCACUGCGUGCCUCCUCUUUGGUGCUCGGUCACCUUUGUGUCCUUCCUAUUUGAUAUCUAAUGCUUGAUUUGUCUUCUUGCUGUAGUACUCCCGAUUACAUUACUCCAGAAGGACCGCAGAUCCCCAACAACUUCGAAAUGAACAAGGUUCAUCAGUUCGCGAAUGAAACUUGUUUUCAUCCUUCGUCUCGACUACCUCGCUUUGGGCAAGGUUCAGCUUAGCUGUGUUUCUUUUUGCUAGCAGGAAAACAUGACCUGCCCAAAGUCCCCGGAGAAGUCCACUAAUUCGAGGAACAGAAGGCAUAAACAAGGUACCAGUAAAGCUACAGAUCCAUUGCGUGGAUGUCAUUUCCGUACUGUUCUUUGAACUGGGUCACGUCCCUAGAAUGGAGGAAAGCAUUCAUCUUGGUGUAUCUUGCCUCCGUAUCGUUUCGUCUUCCUGUUCGUUUUUCGUUUUUUCCUUCUCCAUUUUCUUCCUUUCUUGUCCUGUUUGCUAUAACGUUUCUAAUCCUGUGUAACCUCAAAUCCUUGUUCUACAGAUGUUUCUGUGGCUAGCACCCCUUGCGUUAGCCUGUCCGAUCAUCAAUGUAUUUCGGAAGACCAACGGAAUGAGAGCAAUCCAGCGGGUAGUUCACGUAAGAAACGCAAUUAUGUCCCACAGAGUGCUGUUGCUCUGCGAUGUAGAGUCAUGCCUCCCCCAUGCAUCAAGAACCCAUACUCGAAAGACACUGCAGUAAUGGAUAUGGAUAUUUUUGGAGAUAAAAGAUCAAAGAAUUCUGGUAUGAACACUGUCAAGUUUUUUCAGUCAAUUGCCCUUCCUCUUCCUAUGAUAUAUGCCAUUUAUUUUAAUUCGAAUAUUAGGGUCUAUAAAUCCUGAUUUCUGAAGAAAAUGCAGAUCAGACUGUUGCACUUUGAUGUACUUUGAUACCAUUUUUUAUAUCAUGUACCAUCUGGAAACUGAAUAAUAUUUGGACAAUCUGCAGGGCAUUGCUCCCAGUUAACUUUAGGACAUAGCACCUCACGCUACCGUGCUGAUUUCCAUGAGAUUGAGGUUCUUCUCUCUCUUCAACUAUGGCUGAUUUCUCGCGGUCUGCAAUAAUGCUUAACUUUAGACCUGCUCUUCUUUCAGCAAAUUGGCUGCGGUAACUUCAGCCGUGUAUUCAAAGUUGUUAAAAGAAUUGAUGGGUGCAUGUAUGCAGUGAAGCAGAGUAUCAGGCAGCUGCGGCAAGAUACUAAUAGGUUGUUGGUAUAAUAUAUCUCAGUUAUUUGUAUUCACGUCACUAUUAAUAGUUAUCAUUGCUCCGUUUUACUUGCAGGAGACAAGCUUUAAUGGAAGUUCAAGCACUAGCUGCGCUGGGUAUGUUUAGUAAUGAGGACUUUGCUUGCUGACCUUUUGUUCUAUCUUAUGGGCGUUGACUAAUGCCAGAAGCACAUCGCAUUCAGGACCUCACGAAAACAUUGUCGGGUACUAUUCUUCAUGGUUUGAAAAUGAGCAGCUCUAUAUUCAGAUGGAGCUUUGUGAUCGCUGCCUGUGCAUCAACAGAUCGCUUGUACCCACCGUAGGGGAAGUCCUAGAGGCCCUAUAUCAGGUUACUGUACUAUCACCUUGUGAAAUUGCUCUCUAUUCUGGCAUCAGGAUCUUGUAAAAUGUGUAUAUUAAUUCGGGGCUGAUGCUACUAUCUUGAUUACGUCUCCAUCAAAUGAGUUAUUGAUUUCGCUAACUUUGAAACGUUCUUAUAUUUAGUGAUUUCCUUUAAUCUGCAGAUAUUUUUGACAAAGUUUAGUGGUUUUAUAUACAUACCCAGGGGUCACAAACAUUAUAAACAAAAUGAUUCAUUUCCAUGGUAAAGAUUGAAUCAUUUUUUUUAUAUAUAUAAGAUGGUGUAAUCCCAGUGUUCAUCAAAUGAAUAUUUUUCUAUUUCUUCUUGGGGACCUCUGACUUGUUAAAUGAGCGGGUGGUGAUUUUUUGUGUAGGAGGUUGUUCUACUAUCUUGCAUUAUCUAUGCUCUGGUUGAAUAAUAUUUGGUAGGAAUCCGUCUGUUUUUUCUUCACUUAAUCAUAUUUAAGAAGACGCCAAAAAUUAUUAUUAUUAAUAUUUUUUAUAAAAAAAAACUCGUUCUUGUUAGCUCUAUUUUCUGACAGAAUAUUCAACUGUUCAAUGCUUAUUCUUAUCAAGUAAUUUCAUAUUUGCUAAGUUUAUGAAAUUAUAAUCCAAGCAAAUUCAAUAACUACCAAGCACUAUCCAUGUUAUGUGCACAUGCUUUACUAAAUUAUAUUCUGAUAUAUCGCAACAAAGAUCUUCAUAGGUAGCUAAAGCAUUACAGUUUAUGCAUGAACGUGGGAUAGCUCACCUGGAUGUAAAGCCCGACAACAUAUAUGUUAAAAAUGGUGUAUAUAAGCUUGGAGACUUCGGCUGUGCAACCCUGAUUGAUCGAAGCUUGCCAAUCGAAGAAGGUGAUUCAAGGUACAUGCCUCAGGAGAUCAUCAACGACCAGUAUGAGUAUCUUGACAAGGUCGACGUGUUCUCCCUGGGCAUUGCCACCUACGAGCUUGUGAGAGGCCUGCCAUUACCCGAAUCAGGUCCCCAGUUCUCCAACCUCAGGGAGGGGAAGAUCCCGUUGCUACCUGGGAUUUCCAUGGAGUUUCAGAACCUUAUAAAGGUAGUAAGAAAAUUCUCUCACAUCUUGCUGCCUAGAAGAGUUGACUGUUUCCUAAAAAGGAGGAAAAAUAUGAUUCAAUGGUGGAAAUUAUUUCUAUUUCUAACCAUUUCAGUUCUUCUUCAGUCAAUGAUGGACCCAGAUCCAGUCAGAAGGCCCUCAGCGAGGGAAGUCAGAGAGAAUCCCAUUUUCGAUAGAAGCUUGACAUCCAAGUAA
This is a messenger RNA of Spirodela intermedia, 3135 nucleotides long. NCBI's taxonomy places the organism in Eukaryota, Viridiplantae, Streptophyta, Magnoliopsida, Alismatales, Araceae. The record is from the annotation of a GenBank genome assembly.